This is a messenger RNA of Scatophagus argus, 1643 nucleotides long. RefSeq names its product hemopexin a (gene hpxa). The transcript is spliced from 10 exons. Gene Ontology annotation, molecular function: heme transmembrane transporter activity. Bases 16 to 1377 code for a protein of 453 amino acids. Gene Ontology annotation, biological process: intracellular iron ion homeostasis; heme transport. The record is from RefSeq and is a predicted model, not a curated record. NCBI's taxonomy places the organism in Eukaryota, Metazoa, Chordata, Actinopteri, Scatophagidae.
UAAUAUAAACGGUUGAUGCAGCAGCUGAAAGGGUACUUUUUGUCCAGCUCUGCUGUCUUUCCCGGCCUCUCCAGUCUCUCCUGGACCAGAGGAUUGCUCACCAUGAAGUUGCUCAGCCAAAUCCUUUGCCUGACCUUAGCUUUGGCAUAUGUCCAGUCUGAUCAUCAUGCAACUGUCCUUGACCGUUGUCAAGGUCUUGAGAUGGAUGCUGUUGUAUUGAACGAAGAGGGACACCUUUACUUUUUCAAGGGUGACCAUCUGUUCAAGGGGCUCCAUGGCAAGGCAGAGCUGUCCAAUGAGUCCUUCCCUGAGCUGGAUGAACAUCACCACCUGGGCCAUGUAGACGCUGCUUUCCGCUUGCACGACGAGAACAGCACUCACCAUGACCACAUUUUCUUGUUUUUGGAUGACAAGGUGUUCAGCUAUGACAAACACAAGCUGGAGGAUGGCUUCCCCAAGCCCAUCUCUGAGGUUUUCCCUGGAAUCCCUGACCACCUGGAUGCUGCUGUGCAGUGCCCCAAGCCAGAGUGUGAUGAAGACUCUGUCAUCUUCUUCAAGGGAGACAAGAUCUUCCACUACAAUGUCAAAACCAAGGCUGUAGAUGAGAAGGAGUUCAAGACCAUGCCAAACUGCACAUCUGCUGUCCGUUUUAUGGAGCACUAUUACUGCUUCCAUGGACACAUGUUCUCCAAAUUUGACCCAAAGACCGGUGAUGUGCAUAGCAGAUACCCCAAAGAGGCACGUGACUACUUCAUGAGAUGCUCCAAGUUUAGCGAAGAGAGUGACCAUGUGGAGAGAGAGCGCUGCAGCCAUGUUCAUCUGGAUGCCAUUACAUCUGACAAUGUUGGAAACAUGUAUGCCUUUAGAGGUCACCACUUCAUCCGUAGAGAUGAGGGCAAUGACACACUGAAGGCGGACACCAUCGAGAAUGCUUUCAAGGAGCUGCACAGCGAGGUGGAUGCUGUUUUCUCUUAUGAGGAUCACCUGUACAUGAUUAAGGAUGACCACCUAUUUGUUUACAAAGUUGGUGAGCCCCACACUCACUUGGACGGCUACCCCAAGCUUGUUAAGGAUGAGCUGGGCAUCGAUGGUCAUAUUGAUGCUGCAUUCAUCUGUGAGGAUCAUCACAUCGUUCACAUUAUUAAAGGUGAUCACAUCUAUGAUGUGGAUUUGAAGGCCAGCACCCGUGCUGCAAGCAAUGCUCGUCCAAUUGCCCUCUUCAAGAAGGUUGAUGCUGCCAUGUGCGAUGCAGAAGGAGUGAAGGUGGUCGUAGGAAACCACUUCUACCACUUUGAGAGCCUCAUGCUGAUGGUUGCUGCAAGGUCCCUGCCUGAGCAGCGCAGGGUAUCCCUCGACCUGUUUGGCUGUGAUCACUAAGAUGCUUGCUUGACAUGACUGGAUUGUGCAGAACAUCACAUAGAACAUGGUGAAACAUGAAACAACAACAGCACCAACAACAUCAUGUAUUAGGCCCCUAACAGCAAGUUGCUAAGCUUUACUCACAGACAGUGAUGCAAUGUUUCAUUGUUGUUUCCCUUUUAACCUUUUAACUGUUUUACUUCUUUUUGGAAGGGUUCUCACUUUUUCAGAUUAAGCUUAGUGGUUUUACAGUGUUGUUGUGAAUAAAGUGGAAAGGCAACAAA